Prorocentrum cordatum is the source of this 1097-nucleotide messenger RNA. The record is from the annotation of a GenBank genome assembly. Lineage: Eukaryota; Dinophyceae; Prorocentrales; Prorocentraceae.
AGGUGCCGAAGGUGGUCCUCGUCGGGGCCACCAUGCCGAGCUGGAGGCUGAUCGCGGGCUACCGCGAGGGGAAGGACAUGGCCGAGGCGGAGGCCAGGCGCGUGGCGGGCAGCAGCGCCGUGCUGCUGCUGAAGCCCGGGGCCGUCACGGGCUCGCGGAAGGCCGGGUCCGUCUCGGUGCCGCUGUGGUGCAUAUUGGAGCCCGCCAGGACCGGCCACGAUGCGGCUGCUGGGGGGGCCCUGCAGGUGGCUGGAGUCCGCGGCGCCCAGCCUUCUGGGAGGACCGAGUCCUCCGCCCCGCCGUGCGGGUAGAGGAGCUGGCGGCGGCCGCGGCGGACGCCAUCGAGGACUGGACGAGUCGCUUUCCCCCGGCGUGCGGGUGCUGGGCCCGGACGAGCUGGUGGGCUACAAGGCUGUGAAGGCGAAGGCCUGACACGGUGAGCGGAGGUUUGCUGGGGAGGGCACAUGGCAUAUGAGGCGAGAGCAGACAUUCAGUUUGCACCAGUUAGCGCAAUAUUUUCUAGCGAUCCCCGCUGGCGGUGUUUCGCUGCCUUGGUACAGCUGGGGGAGCCAGUUUUCUUGUAGAGGCUCGCAGCAACCCGUGUCAUGAAUCGUAGCUCUUUUUUAGACCUCCGGUUUCUGUCCAUCUGACGUGCCUCCCCUGCUUUCCGACUUCACCGAGACCCCUAGGGGGUCUUUGCUCCCUCCUCAGAUGUUGCUCGCGGCAGUACCGUGACCGUCGACCAGGGAAGGAUUCGGCCAGGCGAAGCUCGGCCAGGCUGAACCCGGCCAGUUGCACUUGGUCAGCCAGCCGAGUUUAGCCUGGCCGAGUUCAGCUGGCCGAUUUCGGCCUGACCGCGUUUUUCCUGGCCGAGGUUAGUUGCUGCCCGCCCCCUCCCGCCCCUCGACGCCCUCCGACGCCGCCCGUGCGUCUCGGCGCGGCUCGCUGGCGGUUGCCGCCAGUCCGCAGUGAGAGCCGCCUGGGUGAGUGUGUGGGUGGGGGGGCGCGCCGCGUGCGCGCGGGCGUGCUGGUGAUGGUCGCUGCUGCGACAGGCUGCAGAGGACCACCUGUCCGCGCCAGAGAUCCUCAGAGGAGAA